CCCAUGGAAAAAGAAGUUACUCCAGGCUGACUGAAAGGGUGGUUCAUGCUCUGAAUCAUUAAUGAUCAACCAAAAAUUUGUAUAUAUAACAGCUGGCUCUCAAAUCCUGGCCAUGGUAGUCACUUUGGCCAGUAGGUUGAAUGUAGGUAUCAUUGGCCAUGUCUACACGGUGGACUGCAUAGUUGUUACUGUGCAGUCAUUUAGUACUUGCUUUUGCAAAUACUGUACUAAAUAACUGUGUAGUAACCAGUGUUACUGCAUAGUACCAUCACUGCAUGGGUUUUUUCCGAUGUUACUGUGCCGUAGCUGCUUACUACUGAGCAAUAUCACCACCACAAGGUUAGUGCCUGGCAACGUUACUACACACUAGCAACUAGCUACUGCAUAGUAGCUCAUUGCUACUGUGCAGUAGCGUCUUGUAUAGAUGUGCCCAUUCAGUACAUUAUUUUUAAUGGUUAAAGUUCAGGGUGGGCAAUGCCAGUGGAGUUUGAGGUUUUAUAAACCUCUUGAGCGAUUUUGAGAGUAUUACGAAGUUCAGAAAUUAGCUUGAGUUUCCACUCUUAUAAAGAUACCAUCAUGUCAUGGCACUAGCAUCCCAGUUAUAAUGUACAUGUGAUACAGGAUGUAGCUGACUCCUUGUUUUGCAGCAUGAGUUCAAAGGGAGUCACUUGUUUCCCUUGCUCCUCUGUUAUAUGCUGAUAUGAUAUGUCGGCCUGUACUUUGCUUAUUUAUGGGACAUCAUAUAGAAAGAGCAGAGGUUAAUCACAUUUGUUCCCUUAGGCUCUGACCUGUGCUGGGAGACUGGGCCCAGGAUCUGGAGACCCCAAAGGGUAAUACUGUACUUUCCCUGCUCAGCAGGAGAAAACCAUUGAGAAGUUUGAGGAGGAUUUUUUGGAAACAAGAGAGCAGUAUCUCAAGUUAAUUCAAGAUGGACACCUCCUGUUUGAUCAAGUUCCACUGGUGGAGAUUGAUGGGAUGAAGAUGGUGCAGACUAAAGCUAUUCUCAGCUACAUAGCAGGGAAGCACAACCUCUAUGGGAAGGGCCUGAAGGAGCGAGCCUUCAUUGACACAUAUGUGGAAGGAACAACAGACCUCAUGCAAAUGAUCUUAACACUUCCUUUCUCUCCACCUGAGGCAAAAAAAAAGAAUCUUCCCUUAAUCAUUGAGAAAGCCAAAAACCGAUACUUCCCAGCCUAUGAAAAGGCUUUGAAACAGCAUGGCCAGGGGUUUCUUGUUGGUAACCAGCUCAGCUGGGCAGAUGUACACCUGCUUGAAGCUAUUCUAAUGGUAGAAGAGAAAGAGCCCACUGUGCUUUCUGAGUUUCCUCUGUUACAGGGUUUUAAAACAAGAAUAAGCAACAUGCCAACAAUUAAGAAAUUCCUGCAGCCUGGAAGUCAGAGGAAACCCCAGCCUGAUGACAAAUAUGUGGCAACUGUGAUGAAAAUUUUAAAGGAAGGCUAAAUGCCAAGUUCUACCCUCGGGGAACAUUUAGAAGUGGAUAGGUGGCUUACCACUGACGUUAAAAAUAAUUGCAACCCAGUGAUCCAAAACCUUCUGAUUAAUCUUUGUAUUCUGAUUCCAGUUUGUUUUAAUACAUGUUAAGUUCCUGAUAAAAUGUUGAAAUAAAAGAUUGGU
This is a messenger RNA of Alligator sinensis (Chinese alligator), 1635 nucleotides long. RefSeq names its product glutathione S-transferase A4-like. The transcript is spliced from 6 exons. Lineage: Eukaryota; Metazoa; Chordata; Crocodylia; Alligatoridae. The record is from RefSeq and is a predicted model, not a curated record. Bases 976 to 1461 code for a protein of 161 amino acids. Gene Ontology annotation, molecular function: glutathione transferase activity. Gene Ontology annotation, biological process: glutathione metabolic process.